UCACCGCCCCGCAUCACCCCCCUUCAGAGCCCGGGGCUGCCUUCGUGCCUCCAUCUCCUCCCGGCGAGAGCGGUGUCGGGUCCCGUUCCCGGAGCGGGGCAGGGCAGUAACGAGCCCGCCGCGGCCCUUGCUGUAGGCGGACAGGGGCGAGGGCCGGUGACUUGAGGCGAGGGGUCCCUGACUGUCUUUGCCUCCUUUCUGCUGACGGAGAGGCACCGCGGAGGGGGUGAGGGGCCAGCCCGGUCCGGGGGCUGCAGAGGACGCCCUUGUGCCCCGCCAGGAAGAUGAAAGGAGAAGGAGGAGGAGGCAACAGCGGCAGCCAAACUUAAUAAAUAAUUCUGACGAUUCCUGAUAUCAAAUGGAGGCCCCUGAGUGGGACCCACUGAAAAAUGACACCCUUCCGCCGACCCUGACGCCAGCUGUCCCUCCGUAUGUGAAGUUGGGCCUGACCAUUGUAUAUACUGUUUUUUAUUCACUGCUUUUUGUGUUCAUCUACGUCCAGCUCUGGCUGGUCCUUCACUACAGGCACAAGAGGUUCAGUUACCAAACUGUCUUUCUGUUUCUGUGCUUGUUUUGGGCCUCUCUUAGGACUGUGCUCUUUUCAUUUUACUUCAAAGACUUUGUCACAGCAAAUUCUCUCAGCCCCUUCAUCUUCUGGCUUCUCUAUUGCUUCCCAGUCUGCCUCCAGUUUUUCACCCUGACCCUGAUGAAUCUUUACUUCACACAGGUCAUUUUCAAAGCUAAGUCAAAAUAUUCCCCAGAGCUACUGAAAUACAGGUUGCCCCUCUACCUGGCUUCUCUUUUCAUAAGUCUCCUCUUCCUCUUGGUGAAUUUAACAUGUGCAGUAUUGGUGAGGACACAGAAUUCUGAGAGAAAAGUCAUUGUCUCUGUCCGGGUGGCAAUUAAUGACACGCUGUUUGUGCUGUGCGCUGUUUCACUCUCCAUCUGCCUGUAUAAGAUUUCCAAGAUGUCCUUAGCCAACAUUUACUUGGAGUCCAAGGGCUCAUCCGUCUGUCAGGUGACAAGUAUAGGAGUGACUGUUAUACUACUUUAUACCUCACGAGCCUGUUACAACUUGUUCAUCUUAUCGUUUUCCCAAACCAAGAAAGUCAAUUCUUUUGAUUACGAUUGGUACAACGUAUCAGAUCAGGCAGAUCUGAAAUGUCAGCUGGGAGAUGCAGGUUACAUAGUGUUCGGAGUGGUCCUUUUCAUCUGGGAGCUCUUGCCUACUUCCUUGGUUGUGUAUUUCUUCCGUGUCCGGAACCCUACAAAAGAUCUAGCCAACGCAGGAAUGGUCCCAAGCCAUGGCUUCAGUCCCAGAUCUUAUUUCUUUGACAACCCUCGCAGAUACGACAGCGAUGACGAUCUUGCGUGGAAUAUUGCACCACAGGGGGCACAGGGCAGUUUCUCUCCAGACUACUACGACUGGGGCCAUCAGAACAGCAGCUUCACGGCUUACAUAGGAUCCCUCCAACAAGAUCCAGCACUGGACACAGAGCGGCCCAGCCCUAUAUAACUUCAAUCAACUACAGCGUUCUAGGACAUUCCAAUAUUAAAACAAGUGUUCCGAAAAACAAAGCUUAGCAAUUUUUCUUCACCUUUUGGUUUUUAGAAGUGUUCCUAUGCACAGAUAAAUGAAGAACUUGUCUUUGCCAUGAGCUUUUCGUAGUUCAAGGAGAAGUAUAAGCUAAUGACUUAAACUCUGAAGACUGUUCUAAUUAAUACCUUGUUCUAAGCCAUGGUAUUUUUGGCUUUGAAUAGAGUUGUUAGAGAGUAUAAUUUAAUCAUUUUAUGCUCAUUUUAAAAGAGCAAAUUUCAUGAAGUAAAAUGGCGUAAUUAUUUUCUAUGUAUUUUUAUUUUUACACUGUGUAUUAGGUUAGAAAUACAUGAUUAUGAUGAAUAUACUGUAAACACAUGAAUGGGUUGUUCAAACGCAUGACAGUAGCGAUUCUUACGUGCACAUAAAAACCUGUAAGGGAAGAAUAUCAACCCGAUUAAAUACCAUCUUUCCAGGUUACUGCUACAUUCUCAGAGCACAAUUUACUCUUUGGGUCAUUUCUGCUUACUCAAUGGGGUAAGAUGGCUGGAGGCUAAAAGUUACCUAUACUCUCAUUACGGUCUCAAAACACUGCAUCCUUCUAAGCAAGAAAACUGUAUCUUCUUGACAGCCAUCAGGAAUGGGCUUAGAAUGGUAGAGAUGGACAGUCCUCUGGCUGGAGCACUGUAAAGGGCAAAACAGACUGAAAGUUUCUAAGUUUGAAAACCUGGAAAGUUGUGUGAUCACCUCUGACAGUCAGUGCUAGGUAUGUUACAGAGAAGAGUAAGUCAAAGACUGAGUGAGGAAGAUGGAUACAUAGAACAGCACUUAUUUAUCAAAAACUAGUAAGUGCCACCUGGGCAUAGAACAGGAGCCAGGAAUACAUAAAGCAGAAGAACCUCCAGUGGACCUAGAAGAUAAAUUCUGCAUAAGGAGCAGAAGGUCAGCCAAGCCAGGCUUCCGCUUCGUAUGUUUAGGGAUUAAGUGCAGUGGGUUGUGGUAGAAAUGGUGUGUAAGUACCAUUCCAAUAUGUGACAUUUGUACAUAUAGCAAGCCUAAAAAGAAUUGAUACUAAUUCUAAGGGUGAGCAGAAACCUUAACUCUACUGCAGGCCUUUUUAUUGUGCCCAAUACUGAGGGGUAUGCUCUGCUGUGAAGAAUUCCACAUCCCCAGCAUCUCCUUCUCCUUCCACCCAUGAAACAAAUACUGUAAUUCAAUCCACAUUUCCCUAGGAGAAAAACUUAUGUCUUACAAUAAUCGUUUCUUCCACAGAGGUAGUUUGUUUUGAGGUGUACUACAGCAUCCCAAGAUGGUGGACAGGCUUGAUGUUUUCUUCCUAUUUGGCUUCAGGAAGUACAAGUAGAGAAUUCUCAUGUAACGUUUUGCAGAGGAUACGGGAUGGGGAGUAGAUCUGAUCAGGCUGCUUGGAAGCUGAAAGCACAGCAGUGCCACACUCACAGGCCAAGUCUUCCAACGCGUCUUUGAUUGUUGGGGCCUUGGUUGUAAAAUCCAAGCACGAGCCCUGCCUCUGGCAGAAGCACUCUGGCCAACUGUUUGCCCUCCAGAGUUUCCAUUAGUUUCUUCACUUCUUCCUCAAUGUUCAUUAAAGAAGCCAAGUAAAUUAUCAGUCAGAGCUUAAAAAGAGGUGCCACAGGGUUGUGAGAACAGAAAUUUUAUUAAACCCUUUGGAGUUCUACAAACAUGUUUGUACAAAACUGCCUUAAGACCUAGUGCAAGGAAAGUCUCCAGGAAUUAAAUUUUCUUCGCAGUAGAUCUAUCUGCACAGGAAAAAUUUAAUUAUAAGAAUUUUGUGCUUAAAACAAGCUUAAUCCCCACUCCACAGUAUGCAUGCAAAAAGUGGAAUUCAAAGUUACUAUAACCAAUCACAGUAACAAAUUAAACACUCUUGAACACAGGGGAUUUAAACCACAGUGUGAAAGGUAAGACCUUCAAUUUUAUUUAAAUCACUAUUAUCCUCAACACCUGUGUAACAGGUAUUUACCCACCUAAACUGGGGGUGAAAUAUGUGCAUAUUGACAACCAAAUUUUUAGUAAGAUAAUUUAUUAAAAAUGCAUACAUGGAAUGAAACAGAAAGCUGCAUAAACCCUGUAGGGGCAAUCUUCUUCUACACAAAGAGCCCCACUGGCUAAACCAACCAGAGAAAGUAUUUACAAAAUUGGUUUUAUAAGCUAUUCUGGGAAAGGGACAGAAAGACAAAACUUCAUUUUGAAAUAAGCCUUUUUGCCUCUUAAAACAAUUGCACUUACACAGUGGCUAGAUUUGGCCAUAUUCAUACAGAAACAUGCUGUAAUUCUGCCACACACAUUUGUGAUGUGCUGACACACUGCUAUGCACUGCAAACAGCAACAGAUACGUAUGUUACAUUCACCUUUUGGAUGGAAUUAAAGUGAAAAUAAAAGCCUGUUCAUCAUCUUAAGUGACUCGUAUUAAUAAUUUAAAUGACAUAAUUCCUUCCAAGUGUAGUUGAAAGGUAAAUGAAAAGUAAAGUUUCAAAUAAAAUCCCAAAAAUUACAUUGACAUAAAGAAGUUUUAGCAGAAAAUACUUUAAUUUUCAUUUUAUAGAUUCAAACAUAGCAAAGAUUCAGAAGUGUUUAGAUCCCAGUAAGCAGUUCCAACAUUGAUUCUGAUUUUAAUAAAUAUUACAUUUUCAUAGGCUAGCUAUAUGGAGGAAUUGUAAAGUGAUGAAUUGCUGAUUGCUACUUUAUAAACAUAAGCAUUUAGAUUAUUUACAACAUAUUACAGGUAAUUUCCCAGAAGAGCACAAAGCCAGCUCAGAUAAAGGCAACCUGACCAUCAAAACACAACUCAGGAAAGUGUGGCCCAGUGUAUUUCAUGUAUGUACAAUGACAGACAGCAGAAUCAUCAGCUGAAGCAGGAGAACACUUUUGUUAUUCUGGCUUACACAAGUCUCUCUCUUUCUCACUGUUUUAAAUCUAUAUUCUCACCUUCCUCCUCAGGCACUGAGGAGCAAGUUGUUCAGCAGCAGCACCCUACAUUUUACCUAUGCAGUUUGCACCAAGCUUUUUUUACCAUUUUAUCUAAGUCUUCAUGACUUGGGAAAAAUAAAUCAUUUUUGUGUUUGUCUUCUCACUACCUCUGGGAUUACAAUCAUUGUGUCAUGAAAUUUUUCUCUGAAAUGAAUGACAGACAAAUGUUAACAAGCUGAUCUCCAACAGGGAACUGGAAUUUAAAAUAGUUUACAGGUCAUGGACACUGUAACUAACCUUAUUCUUCAGUAUAAAAACGGAUCUGUAAAUUUCUAAAAUUUCAUUUAAGAACCAAGUCAUCCGACUCACAUGGCAAAACUUCAUAGGCAGCAUAGUCACAGAAUGUACAUCAAAUACAGUAAAAAAGAUGGCGACAGGAAAGUAGUUUCACUUAGAUUUGUAACAGGAAAAAUCUUAUCUCCUAUUUCUACAGUGACAGUGAAACGUCUUCCCCAUUUGAUCACUAAACAAGAUGUACCUUCAAAUUCAACAGAACUUCCCCAUACACAGAAUCUGCUGUUCAGCUGCAUUCCUGUGUUUCCAUGACACAGGGGAAAAAAAAAAAACAAAACCAGAAAAGCUUCCCAUCUCUUCAUGUCCUUACCCAGCAGUAUUAACCUUGACUGCGCUGUGCCAACGAGGGUUGCAAGGAGCAGGUGUCCAGGAUCUGCGGGCCACCCCAAUCUCUCACCUGUCCCGUGAGUGCGUGAUGAUUAGUAUGUGAUGCUGCUUCAGUGUCCGUAGAUUUUAACCAGGCACAGGUG
Molecule: messenger RNA, 5310 nt
Organism: Athene cunicularia (burrowing owl)
Lineage: Eukaryota; Metazoa; Chordata; Aves; Strigiformes; Strigidae
Gene: GPR137B
Product: G protein-coupled receptor 137B
Exons: 8
Coding region: 359-1516 (385 amino acids)
Biological process (GO): negative regulation of bone resorption; regulation of autophagy; negative regulation of osteoclast differentiation
Cellular component (GO): lysosomal membrane
Source: RefSeq, a predicted model, not a curated record